This is a messenger RNA of Vicia villosa (hairy vetch), 2517 nucleotides long. RefSeq lists its product as uncharacterized. The record is from RefSeq and is a predicted model, not a curated record. Lineage: Eukaryota; Viridiplantae; Streptophyta; Magnoliopsida; Fabales; Fabaceae. Bases 93 to 2399 code for a protein of 768 amino acids. The transcript has 4 exons.
CCAUCCAUUCUCUACAUUAUAUAAAGGCUGCAUGUGUCUUUCUUUUUCAUUCCAUCCUUUCUUCUAUAGAAUUUCACACUCACUGAUCCAAUAUGGAGUUUCAUUUCUUUCACUUUAUUACCUUUCUCGUGCUUCUGCUAGUGGCAACUAAUGCUGCAAGAUUACCACCUCAACAUUACUGGAAGUCCGUAAUCCCCAACUCUCCAAUGCCAAAAGCCAUCACUAAUCUCCUACUUCCUAGUGAGACUGAUGUAAGUUCUGAAAAAUUACAUAAUUGGUUUCGAUACGAUCAUGCUGUAAGUGGGGCUGAUGUAAGUUCUGAAGAAUUACUUAACGUGUUCAAAUAUGAUCAUGUUGCAACUGAGCCUGAUGUAAGUUUCAGAAAAUUACCUAAUGUGUUCAAAUACGAUCAACCUGCAAGUGGGUCUGAUGUAAAUUCUGGAGAAUUACCUAACGUGUUCAAAUAUGAUCAUGUUGCAACUGAGCCUGAUGUAAGUUCUGAAAAAUUACCUAAUUGGUUUCGAUACGAUCAUGCUGUAAGUGAGGCUGAUGUAAGUUCUGAAGAAUUACCUAACGUGUUCAAAUAUGAUCAUGUUGCAACUGAGCCUGAUGUAAGCUCUGAAAAAUUACCUAAUUGGUUUCGAUACGAUCAUGCUGUAAGUGAGGCUGAUGUAAGUUCUGAAGAAUUACCUAACGUGUUCAAAUAUGAUCAUGUUGCAACUGAGCCUGAUGUAAGUUUCAGAAAAUUACCUAAUGUGUUCAAAUACGAUCAACCUGCAAGUGGGUCUGAUGUAAAUUCUGGAGAAUUACCUAACGUGUUCAAAUAUGAUCAUGUUGCAACUGAGCCUGAUGUAAGUUUCAGAAAAUUACCUAAUGUGUUCAAAUACGAUCAACCUGCAAGUGGGUCUGAUGUAAAUUCUGGAGAAUUACCUAACGUGUUCAAAUAUGAUCAUGUUGCAACUGAGCCUGAUGUAAGUUUUAGAAAAUUACCUAAUGUGUUCAAAUACGAUCAACCUGCAAGUGGGUCUGAUGUAAAUUCUAGAGAAUUACCUAACGUGUUCAAAUAUGAUCAUGUUGCAACCGAGCCUGAUGUAAGUUUUAGAAAAUUACCUAAUUGGUUUCGAUACGAUCAUGCUGUAAGUGGGGCUGAUGUAAGUUCUGAAGAAUUACCUAACGUGUUCAAAUAUGAUCAUGUUGCAACUAAGCCUGAUGUAAGUUUCAGAAAAUUACCUAAUGUGUUCAAAUAUGAUCAACCUGCAAGUGGGUCUGAUGUAAAUUCUGGAGAAUUACCUAACGUGUUCAAAUAUGAUCAUGUUGCAACUGAGCCUGAUGUAAGUUUUAGAAAAUUACCUAAUUGGUUUCGAUACGAUCAUGCUGUAAGUGGGGCUGAUGUAAAUUCUGAAAAAUUACUUAAUUGGUUUCGAUACGAUCAUGCUGCAAGUGAGCCUGAUGUAAGUUUCAAAAAAAAUUCUAAUAUGUUCAAAUACGAUCAUGCUGCAAGAGAGCCUGAUGUAAGUUUCAAAAAAUUACCUAAUGUGUUCAAAUACGAUCAUGCUGCAAGUGAGCCUGAUAUAAGUUUCAAAAAAUUAUCUAAUGUGUUCAAAUAUGAUCAUGCUGCAAGUGAGACUGAUAUAAAUUCCAGAGAUUUUUCUAAUGUGUUCAAAUAUGAUCAUGCUGUAAGUGAGAAUGGUGUCAAUUCUGAAGGAUUACAUUUCAAAUAUGAUCAUGGUGCAAGUGAGAAUGGUGUAAGUUCUGAAGAAUUACCUAAUUGGUUUCGAUAUGAUCAUGCUGUAAGUGGGACUGAUGUAAAUUCCGAAGAAUUACCUAAUUGGUUUCGAUACGAUCAUGCUGUAAGUGGGGCUGAUGUAAAUUCUGAAGAAUUACCUAAUUGGUUUCGAUACGAUCAUGCUGUAAGUGGGAAUGAUGUAAAUUUUGGAGAACUGCCUAAUGGAUUCAGUUACCAUCAUGCUGCAAGAGAGUCUGGUGUAAAUUCUAGAGAAUCACCUAAUAUAUUAAGUUACAAUCCUGCUACAAGUGAGCCUAAUGUAAAUUCUGGAGAAUUACCCAAUGGAUUAAGUUACCAUCAUGCUGCAAGAGAGUCUGGUGUAAAUUCUAGAGAAUCAUCUAAUAUAUUAAGUUACAAUCCUGCUACAAGUGAGCCUAAUGUAAAUUCUGGAGAAUUACCCAAUGGAUUCAGUUACCAUCAUGCUGCAAGAGAGUCUGGUGUAAAUUUUAGAGAAUCACCUAAUAUAUUACUUUAUAAUUCUGUUGCAAGUGAGCCUGAUGUAAAUUCUGGCGAAUUACCUAAUUGGUUCCAAUACACUCAUGCUCCAAGUAAGGCUGAUGCAAGUUCUAAAGAAUUACCUAAUUUGUUCAGAUACAAUCAUGUUGCUAAGUAGAAUCACAUUGUGUUGUGUUUGCUAUGAUGUAUUAUUAGAUGUGUGCUAAAUAUAGUUGCGUUGAUGCUAUGUCUCAAUGCAACAUAAAUAAAUAAAUAAAGGUUGUCAUUAUCUAUCA